UUGACAGCUGGCAAUUCAGCACGCACUAUUAAAUUUUAAUCAACUGCAACUUACAAUGGAGCAGGAGGAAUUGGUUGAAAUGGAAAUUGACAAGGCAGACAAUGCCUCCAGCUCAUCGAACGACGACAGCGAUGAGUAUAUGGACGUGGAGGAAGAAAGCCCACGUGGGCGCAAGAGCGUAACCUCUAUUAUAGCCGAAAUGGCAUUAAAAACUGAGCAGGAAGCUGUCAACAGCUACAGCAAAAUCAGCAACACUGCCGAGGAUAAGCUCAAGCGUCAAGAGUUGAGUCGCCUAACGCCAGCGGCUAGGGUGGCCUAUGCGCGCGAUCUGGAGACCGCACUCUAUGAGCUGAGCCAGCGUGAGGCACGAGAAUUGUCGCGCAGCAAGCACCUGCGCAUCUUUGGCACCAGUCGACGUCGCUAUAGCAAAUAGCCGAGGGGGAAACUCAACUCGCAACUGACAUGUAAAUCUGCUUAGCGUAGCCGCCCAUCUUCGAUAUCAAAUAAAUGGUCAAUG
Messenger RNA from Drosophila busckii, 517 nucleotides. RefSeq lists its product as uncharacterized. The coding region runs from base 56 to 433 and encodes 125 amino acids. Gene Ontology annotation, cellular component: DRM complex. The transcript is spliced from 2 exons. Gene Ontology annotation, biological process: regulation of DNA-templated transcription. NCBI's taxonomy places the organism in Eukaryota, Metazoa, Arthropoda, Insecta, Diptera, Drosophilidae. The record is from RefSeq and is a predicted model, not a curated record.